This is a messenger RNA of Nerophis lumbriciformis (worm pipefish), 1281 nucleotides long. The record is from RefSeq and is a predicted model, not a curated record. Lineage: Eukaryota; Metazoa; Chordata; Actinopteri; Syngnathiformes; Syngnathidae.
AUGUCGGGAAACAAAGAACUAUUUGAAGCAGCCAGCAAGGUCAUUCCUGGUGGUGUUAACUCGCCUGUUCGCGCCUUUCGUUCUGUGGGCGGUGAUCCGGUUUUUAUUAAAAGUGCUAAAGGCUGCCGGAUAGAAGGAGAAAACGGUCACAGCUAUAUUGAUUAUGUAGGCUCAUGGGGACCUAUGAUUUUGGGUCAUGCGCAUCCUGACGUUAUUCGCGCGGUGCAGGAUCAAGCCGAGUAUGGUUUAAGCUAUGGCGCCCCGACAGUGAUUGAAACGGAUAUGGCAACGCUGGUCACACAACGACUGCCGUGGAUCGAUAAGAUUCGCAUGGUGAAUUCGGGUACCGAGGCAACCAUGAGCGCAAUUCGUUUAGCCAGGGGGUAUACCGGAAGAGAUAAGAUCGUGAAAUUCGAGGGCUGCUACCACGGUCAUGCCGACAGUCUGUUGGUCAAGGCGGGUUCAGGCGCGCUGACCUUUGGUGUGCCGACGUCGCCGGGGGUGCCUGCGGAUACGGUAAAGCAUACUCUCACCGCGCAGUACAACGAUCUCGAUUCUGUUAAACAAAUCUUCGACGCAGUUGGCAGCGAAGUUGCCGCAAUUAUUGUUGAACCAGUUGCCGGCAAUAUGAACUGCAUUUUACCUGCGACCGGCUUUCUCGAAGGCCUCCGUGAGAUCUGUGAUAGUAGUGGCGCACUGCUGAUCAUGGACGAGGUGAUGACCGGUUUUCGGGUGAGCGCACUAGGAGCACAAGGGCUAUAUGGUGUGCAUGGUGAUAUCACUGCGCUUGGAAAAAUUAUUGGCGGCGGCACGGUUGGUGCGUUUGGUGCUUCCGAUGAAAUCAUGAGCCAUCUUGCGCCGCUGGGUGGUGUCUAUCAGGCCGGUACGCUGUCAGGUAACCCAGUCGCUAUGGCCGCGGGAAUUGCCACCUUGCGGGGUACUGAAGCACCUGGCUUUUAUGAAACACUGGACCGUCAGGCUGCGCGGCUUGUCAGUGGUAUCGUUGAGGCUUCAAAGCUGGCUGGAAUCGCCAUGGCAAGCAACCAGGUUGGUCCGAUGUUUGGUUUGUUUUUUACGGAUCAGAAAAAAAUAGAUAGUUUCGCCGCGGUCAGCGCUUGUGACGGCGAACUUUUCAACCGAUUUUUCCAUGGCAUGCUCGAGCGGGGCAUUUAUAUGGCGCCUUCAUCGUUCGAAGCCGGUUUCAGUUCUGCCGCGCAUACUGACGAAGAUAUCGAGGCAACCAUCGGUGCCGCGACAAAAGUGUUUGAAACCCUAGGGUAA